CAUGGCAAAGGGUACUGGAUAUUUUAUUAGCUGUAGUUACGUACUACAAUGUUGACCAACUGAAUCACCUAAAUUUCCAUACCAAUUUCAUACAUUCAUUGAAGUGGUUAUUCUAGCUGUCAUGCCAGACACUGCGAGAGGCUGUGCUAAGAGAGUAACCUGACACUGCGGCUUGUCUGCUGUGGUUUGCCGGCAGCCAUCGUGUCACUAGCAGAGCUUAUGUUCAAUCUGAAGCUUCAACACUGGCCACACCACCACACAUAUAUGCCCUGCUAUAUUUAACCACGUAUGCAUUGAUGCAAUCGAUCAAGAUCUUGAUAAAAGGACAGUAGUAGUAUGUUCUUGAAUCUAUUUUUAAUCUUCUUUUAUCUAAAGUCGCUUGCUCGAGUGAAGUUUCCUCUGCACAAGCCCUAUAUUGUCACGCCCUCAUAUGAUGCGCAGCUAUGAUUUAUUAUGCCCUCUCCUGUAAACUGGGUUUUUUUUUCUACGUCGUGAGAAGUGAAGGAAUCUUCCUCCCCUUCAACCCCAUCUUCCGACUAUUAGUAUUAUACACAAAUAUAUCCUGUUGGCUGUGCCACCCCCUACCCCGUAAAAAAAUUUAAGAAAUGCCACAGACGUCUAAGCGUAAAGUUCAAGUUAGGUUUUGAUAUAUUGUCCUCCUGCUUGGGGACAAGAAUUUGUCAGGUGAUCGACAUGAUAUAGUGUCACUGUUUUGCCUUCUUUUAUUUCUUUUCUCAUGCACAUUCCUGAAAUAGUUGACAUAUUGCCACUCAAACCUUACUUUUUUUCGUAAUAUCAACUGCUGCUGUUAUAUUUUGCAAUGAAGAAGGCUAUGUAGCCAAAACAUGCUUAAUGUGUUUUGAUAAUAUACUACAUUAUCUCUUUAAUAAUUUUUUUACGCUUUGCAUUUGAUUCAGCAAGAAUUGGAGAGAGCACUUUCAAAGGUGGCUUUGAAAUUUAACGCUCACCAUUAUGGGCAAGUGCAGCAGGCUUAUUGCAUCCUGGGAAAGACUCAGACCGCUGUGGAUACACUUAUGAUGAGGUUUACUACAACCAUCCAUGAUCAAGCAUAUGCUGUUGUUGCUGACUAUGUCAAGAAAAGUGGAGAAGAUACAACGGAUGAUCACAAUCUAAAGGCACCCUAUGCAAGCCUUUGUAAACUUGUUAAGGCCGAAUAUUUCAUUCCCUGCCUAAUGGAAGUGUGUCAGGUAUUUUGGAGAAUUAUGUUUUGCUACAAAGAAGUCAAGGAGUGGCACAACCAGGGUGGUUUAGAGACACAAAGUGAAAGUGUGGAUUGGACCUUUGAUCGAAGUUACGUUAGAACCAAGUUGGAAAAUGGCCUGCUUAGAGUGUGGAGGGAUGUACAGCAAAAGGUACGACCAUACAUCCUGGCUCUUGAUAUGUCACACUUUAAAUAUGAUGACUUCAUCAGAGUGCUGGAUAUUGUGAACAGGUUGAUAUCGAUUGGUAUGGAGUUUUGUGGUGAGGGAUCCAGCAGCCUUCAAGAUUCUAUGAGACAGCAGAGUCUGAAUUACUUCAAGAAUUACCACAGGGCAAGACUUGAGGAACUAAAGAUAUUCCUUGAGACUGAAGCAUGGGAAGUUUGUCCUGUCCGAUCUACUUUCUCAGUUCAUCAGCUGAGGGUUUGUUUAAAGGUGGAUGUAUGCAAUACGUUUGCUUUGUGUGCAGGAGUUUCGCUUCAUUAUUUUCUGCAAUGUCAGCAAAAUACUAUUCACAGAAGGAUCGUAGCUGCUUUACACAGUCUCCGUAGAUGGCAACCCUUUUACUCCUCUGACGAAAUUGAAGAAGAAGUUGAAGAAAUUAUGACCAUGGAGGAUUGAGGACACUGUUAGUGAGAGUGAACAUGAGGAAGACAAUUUGAAGGAUGACUUAAAGCAUGCCUUUGUUGACGAA
Messenger RNA from Geodia barretti, 1914 nucleotides. Lineage: Eukaryota; Metazoa; Porifera; Demospongiae; Tetractinellida; Geodiidae. The record is from the annotation of a GenBank genome assembly.